AUGGAAGAAAAAAAAAGUUAUAGCUUUGUGACCAAGGUUACCUCAUCAUCCAUAUUAGUAUUAAGUAAAGGCGACGGUGAGCGGAAUCGUUUGCCGUCGGACGCUGUAAGUGAAGGCGACGGUGAGCGGGAUCGUUUACCGUCGGACGCUGUAAGUGAAGGCGACGGUGAGCGGUAUCGUUUGCCGUCGGACGCUGUAAGUGAAGGCGAAGGUGGAUGUGGAUUUUUUCCGGUCGAUUCUUUAAGUAAAGGUGAUGGUGAAAGAGGCAUCUUUCCGGUGGAUCCAUUUACUGAGGCAGAUGGUGAGCAUGUACGCAUGCCAGCGAAUAUUGUAUCUGAAGGAGUUGGGGAACGGGAAUGUUUUUUAACAGACCUACUGGGUGAGGGAGAUGGUGAGCUUGAAACAUUGCCGAAGGAUUCUGUAUCCUCAAGACAUCGCGAACGUUUGUCGGAAAAUCCGGUAUUGGACAGUGAUGAUGAGCGGGAGCGCUCAAUGCUGUACAUCGCAGCUAAAAUUUGUGAUAAAAGAGCAGAAGCUACACAGGUGCAUGUCAUGUUCCACACACCAGCUUUGAACAAAGUUACGACGUAA
Daphnia magna is the source of this 591-nucleotide messenger RNA. RefSeq lists its product as uncharacterized. The transcript is spliced from 2 exons. Lineage: Eukaryota; Metazoa; Arthropoda; Branchiopoda; Diplostraca; Daphniidae. Bases 1 to 591 code for a protein of 196 amino acids. The record is from RefSeq and is a predicted model, not a curated record.